AUCAUGAAAAACAUAUUUUCGUUCCAGGAUGCGUACCUACAAACCAAAAGAAGGUUCCACCAAACGGGUGCCUGUGCCACCAAACUUGCUUAAAAAAGCUGUAGCCGCUGUGCUCGAUGGUCAACAAAUCAAAACAAUCGCCAGGCAGUUCGGUUUACCGGUGAUGACCCUCAAACCCGGAAACAGAAAACUUCCGACAAGUUGAUCCAGUACGAGCCCGAUUAUAGAUCAUCCAGAGCAUUCACAGAUGAAGAGGAGAAAAUGCUCCAGGAUUAUGUGUUGAAAGCAGGCAGGCUUAACUAUGGCCUAGGUCCUCUUGGUGUUCGGCAGUUGGCAUACCAGUUUGCCGUUGCUAAUGAUAAACCUAUCGUCAAGAAAUGGGUUAACGGUGCAUCGUUUGAGUGGUACUGCGGAUUUAUGCGUCGCCGAAAGUGUUUGUCGGUACGGAAAGCGCAGGCAACGAGUCUGAGCCGUGCUACUAGCUUCAACAGACACAACGUUGGCAAGUUUUUCAACAAUUUGAGAUCAAUUAAGGCACGGUAUAAUUUUGAACCAAUGGAAAUCUGGAAUUUGGAUGAAACAGGAAUAACUACAGUUCAGAACCCCCAAAAUGUAGUAGCUGAAAAAGGAUGCAAACAAGUCAACAAGGCUACAUCAGACGAACGUGGAUGCUCAACAACUGUUUUUCUGGAACCGCAGGCAGCACCCAUCCGAGCGGUUGGAUGACUGCUGAAAAUUUUGUGAAAUUUCUCGAACAUUUUGUGAAGCACGUCAAGUGCUCGAAUGAUAAACCGUGCCUAUUGGUUAUGGAUAAUCAUGACAGUCACGUAAGUGUACAUGCUCUA
Molecule: messenger RNA, 845 nt
Organism: Wyeomyia smithii (pitcher-plant mosquito)
Lineage: Eukaryota; Metazoa; Arthropoda; Insecta; Diptera; Culicidae
Exons: 2
Coding region: 262-726 (154 amino acids)
Source: RefSeq, a predicted model, not a curated record